AUGUUGAGGUUCCAUGUGGGCGGGAAGGUGGUCGAGAGAGUUGAUUUGUUGAGGAAGAAACACUGGGCAUGGCGGUUCGAUCUGUGGCCAUUCGCCAUUCUUUAUGCCACCUGGCUUGCCGUUGUUGUUCCCAGUAUAGACUUUGGGGAUGCUUUCAUUGUUUUAGGUGGACUUGCGGCUUUUCAUGUUCUGGUCUUGCUUUUCACUGCUUGGUCUGUUGAUUUCAAAUGUUUUGUCCAGUACAGUCAGGUUAAUGAUAUUCACCGUGCUGAUACAUGCAAGAUAGUUCCAGCAAAAUUUUCGGGCUCAAAAGAAAUUGUUUCGCUUCAUUUUCGUAGGCUUCUAGCGGGUUCUGCGUCUGGCGUUGAUCUUGAGGAGAUCUACUUUGAUUUCAGAAAACAACGAUUUAUUUAUUCAAAGGAGAAGGAGACGUUCUGCAAGCUUCCUUACCCAACAAAAGAAACUUUUGGUUAUUAUCUAAAGAAUACUGGCUAUGGCUCCGAGCCUAAAGUUGUAGCUGCUGUUGAAAAAUGGGGGCGCAAUAUAUUCGAGUAUCCACAACCUACGUUUCAGAAAUUAAUGAAGGAGCAGUGUAUGGAACCAUUUUUUGUGUUUCAGGUUUUUUGUGUGGGACUAUGGUGUUUGGAUGAGUAUUGGUAUUACAGCCUGUUUACUCUGUUUAUGCUGUUCAUGUUUGAGUCAACAAUGGCAAAAAGUCGGUUAAAGACCUUAAGUGAGUUAAGACGUGUCAGAGUGGAUACUCAGACCCUAAUGGUGCAUCGUUGUGGAAAGUGGGUGAAGCUACCUGGAACUGAGCUUUUGCCUGGAGAUGUUGUCUCCAUAGGGCGUGAUUCUGGUCAGAGUGGUGAUGAUAAAUCUGUACCUGCUGAUAUGCUUAUCUUGGCUGGAAGUGCUAUUGUUAAUGAAGCCAUUCUUACUGGGGAGUCUACACCACAAUGGAAGGUUUCAAUAACUGGGAGAGGAAUCGAGGAGAAGUUAUCAGCUAAGAGAGACAAAAGUCAUGUGUUAUUUGGUGGGACCAAAAUACUCCAGCAUACUCCGGAUAAGACCUUUCCUCUUAGAACCCCUGAUGGUGGCUGCCUAGCAGUUGUUUUGCGAACUGGAUUUGAAACAAGUCAAGGGAAACUAAUGCGCACAAUUUUGUUUUCUACAGAGAGGGUUACAGCUAACAGUUGGGAAAGUGGCCUAUUUAUUAUGUUCUUAGUUGUAUUUGCAGUUAUAGCUGCUGGUUAUGUACUUGUAAAGGGGUUGGAAGAUCCCACGAGAAGCAAGUACAAGCUUUUCCUUAGUUGCUCACUUAUAAUCACUUCUGUUAUUCCUCCUGAACUACCAAUGGAACUGUCGAUAGCAGUUAAUACAUCAUUAAUUGCUCUAGCACGCCGUGGAAUAUUUUGUACAGAGCCUUUCCGAAUACCAUUUGCUGGGAAGGUUGAUAUUUGUUGUUUCGAUAAAACUGGAACAUUGACAUCAGAUGACAUGGAGUUUCGAGGAGUAGUUGGGUUGAGUGAUAAGGAGGAUUUGGAAACUGACAUGACUAGUGUGUAUUUGCGCACAGUUGAAAUUCUGGCUUCUUGCCAUGCAUUGGUUUUUGUGGACAACAAGUUGGUGGGGGAUCCUCUUGAAAAGGCUGCUCUCAAGGGAGUUGAUUGGAUUUACAAAUCUGAUGAGAAAGCCAUUCCCAGAAAGGGUAGUGGCCACGCUGUCCAGAUUGUUCAGAGGCACCACUUUGCUUCACAUUUGAAGAGAAUGGCAGUUGUUGUGCGCCUUCAAGAGGAAUUUUUUGCAUUUGUGAAGGGUGCCCCGGAAACCAUCCAGGAGAGGCUCACUGAUAUACCUUCAUUUUAUGUUGAGACGUAUAAAAAAUAUACACGACAAGGUUCCCGUGUCCUUGCUCUUGGUUACAAAUCACUUCCGGACAUGACAGUUAGUGAAGCUCGAGGCCUGGAUAGGGACUUGGUGGAGAGUGACCUGACAUUUGCUGGUUUUGCGGUGUUCAAUUGUCCAAUUAGAGCAGAUUCAGCUACAAUAUUAUCUGAGCUUAAAGGAUCAUCCCAUGACUUGGUAAUGAUUACUGGUGACCAAGCUUUAACAGCGUGCCACGUAGCUAGUCAAGUUCAUAUUACCUCAAAGCAAAUUUUAAUUCUCAAUUCAAUGAAGGGAACUGAGGAACAUGAAUGGCUUUCCCCAGAUGAGUCGCAGACAGUUCCCUACAGAGAGAAAGAGGUGGGAACUUUAUCAGAGACGUAUGAUCUUUGUAUUGGAGGUGACUGCAUCGCAAUGCUACAACGCACCUCCACUGUGCUGGAUGUUAUUCCAUAUGUUAAGGUUUUUGCAAGAGUUGCUCCUGAGCAGAAAGAACUGAUUUUGACCACUUUCAAAACAGUUGGAAGAAUGACGUUAAUGUGUGGGGAUGGAACAAACGAUGUUGGAGCUUUGAAGCAGGCCCAUGUAGGAAUUGCUCUCCUAAACGCAGUCCCUCCUCCUCAAAGUGGUACCUCUUCUUCAGAAGCAUCUAAAGAUGAGGCUGUACGGUCUGCAAAGUCAAAGAAAUCUAAGCCUUCAUCCGAAACAUCAGGAAAAGCACUUUUAAGCGGGGAAGGUUCUUCAAAAAGCAAAGGUGGUGCAAAAAUGGAUUCUGCUGCUGAGCAAGCUAGUAAUCGUCCACGGACACCUGCAGAGAUGCAAAGACAGAAGCUAAAGAAACUUAUGGAUGAGUUAAACGAAGAGGGCGAUGGGCGCUCUGCUCCUAUUGUCAAGCUUGGAGAUGCAUCCAUGGCAUCACCAUUCACCGCAAAGCAUGCUUCUGUUGCCCCUACUACUGACAUUAUUCGCCAAGGUCGAAGUACUCUAGUGACAACUCUACAGAUGUUUAAAAUACUUGGUCUCAAUUGCCUCGCUACUGCCUACGUACUGAGCGUUAUGUAUUUGGAUGGUGUAAAGCUUGGCGAUAUUCAAGCCACUAUCAGUGGAGUUUUCACAGCAGCCUUUUUUCUCUUCAUCUCACAUGCACGGCCCCUUCCGACACUCUCAGCAGAACGCCCCCAUCCACAUGUCUUUUGCUCUUAUGUUCUCCUUUCUUUGUUGGGCCAAUUUGCAAUCCACUUAUGUUUCUUGAUUUCUUCAGUGAAAGAAGCUGAAAAGCAUAUGCCUGAUGAAUGUAUAGAGCCUGACUCAGAUUUUCAUCCCAACUUGGUUAACACGGUUUCAUACAUGGUAAGCAUGAUGCUUCAGGUGGCAACCUUUGCUGUAAACUACAUGGGUCAUCCCUUCAACCAGAGUGUAUCCGAAAACAAGCCGUUCUUAUACGCUCUCUUGGCUGCGGUCGUUUUUUUCACUGUUAUUACCUCUGAUUUGUUUAGAGAUCUCAAUGACUGGCUGAAACUGGUUCCGUUGCCUGUGGGACUGAGGGACAAGCUUCUGGCUUGGGCACUUCUUAUGUUCUUGUGCUGUUACUCUUGGGAAAGACUGUUGAGAUUUAUGUUCCCGGGUAAAAUCCCGGCAUGGCGGAAGCGACAACGACUAGUGGCUGCUAAUCUGGAGAAGAAGAAACAGGUCUGAGUGGAAUUUUUGGUGGCAAGUGUGGAGGAAUCAACAGUUGAUAAGCAAUGGGUUCGAGCCCAUGUAUUGUAGCAAUAGAAGAAACUGAUGAUUUAUAUUUGCCACUGAGGCUUACUUAGUGGUGGAAUUUUGUCAAAAUUACUUAUAAAAUUUAGGAUUAGACAUGCUAUUUAUGGGUAAUCUUAGACUGACAACUAUUGAUUGGGCUCAGUUUUUCAAAUUCAAAAGAUGUAAAUGACACAUUUAGUCAUCGUUGCUUUAUCCUAAUUUAAUGAAAUGCUGUUCCACAGUUCGGUACUA
Messenger RNA from Benincasa hispida (wax gourd), 3879 nucleotides. It is a transcript of the gene PDR2, whose product is annotated as phosphate deficiency response 2. Gene Ontology annotation, cellular component: endoplasmic reticulum membrane. NCBI's taxonomy places the organism in Eukaryota, Viridiplantae, Streptophyta, Magnoliopsida, Cucurbitales, Cucurbitaceae. The record is from RefSeq and is a predicted model, not a curated record. Gene Ontology annotation, molecular function: ATPase-coupled monoatomic cation transmembrane transporter activity; P-type ion transporter activity; ATP binding. Gene Ontology annotation, biological process: intracellular calcium ion homeostasis; transmembrane transport.